Molecule: messenger RNA, 2883 nt
Organism: Anopheles stephensi (Asian malaria mosquito)
Lineage: Eukaryota; Metazoa; Arthropoda; Insecta; Diptera; Culicidae
Product: pre-rRNA 2'-O-ribose RNA methyltransferase FTSJ3
Exons: 2
Coding region: 182-2797 (871 amino acids)
Biological process (GO): maturation of 5.8S rRNA from tricistronic rRNA transcript (SSU-rRNA, 5.8S rRNA, LSU-rRNA); maturation of LSU-rRNA from tricistronic rRNA transcript (SSU-rRNA, 5.8S rRNA, LSU-rRNA); rRNA methylation
Cellular component (GO): preribosome, large subunit precursor; nucleus; nucleolus
Molecular function (GO): rRNA (guanine) methyltransferase activity; rRNA (uridine-2'-O-ribose)-methyltransferase activity
Source: RefSeq, a predicted model, not a curated record
UGUCAGCUGUCAAAUCGAGCACAUGGUUUGUUGUCGGCUGGAAACAAACGGUGCCGACGGGGUGUUUCUGAUUUUCCCGGCUUAAAAGUGAAAACGCGUGUUAAAGUGUGGAAAUUGCAGUUGCACCAGCUUUACAUCCUUUUCAUAGUCACAACAGUACCGUGCAUAAGCAGCCUCAAUCAUGGGAAAGAAGGCAAAAGUAGGAAAGGAUCGGCGGGAUAAGUUCUACAAACUAGCCAAGGAAUCGGGCUACAGGUCGCGUGCCGCCUUCAAGUUAAUCCAGCUGAACCGAAGGUUCGGAUUUUUGCAGCAGUCGCAAGUAUGCAUCGACUUGUGUGCCGCCCCCGGCGGUUGGAUGCAGGUGGCCAAGCAGAACAUGCCCGUUUCCAGCAUUGUGAUCGGUGUGGAUCUGUACCCGAUCAAGAGCGUACCUGGGUGCAUCAGCCUUAUCGGCGAUAUUACCAGCGACAAAACGAAGUCGGAUUUGGCCAAAGAGCUGAAGACGUGGAAAGCGGACGUGAUCCUUAACGAUGGUGCUCCGAACGUUGGUAAAAACUGGCUGCACGAUGCGUACCAGCAGGUGUGUCUGACGCUUAGCGCUGUAAAGCUGGCCACACAGUUUUUGCGUCCGGGCGGUUGGUUCAUCACGAAGGUGUUCCGCUCGAAGGACUACAAUGCGCUGAUCUGGGUGCUGAAACAACUGUUCCGCAAGGUGCACGCGACAAAGCCGUCCGCGUCGCGUAAGGAGUCGGCCGAAAUUUUCGUCGUAUGCCAGUACUACAAGGCGCCGGAUAAGAUCGAUCCUCGCUUUUUGGAUUCGAAGUACGUGUUCGAGGAGCUGGACAUGCAGGCGAGUGACAUUUCGUCCAGCAACAUUCUAAAAGAUUUGGAGCGCAAAACGCCCAAGAAAGCGAAGGUGGAAGGAUACGAUAGCACGGAUGUAAGAAAGAUCGUAACUGCGCUGGAGUUCAUGCAGAACGAUAAACCUCUGGCGCUGCUGAGUCGGAUAACGGAAAUUACGUUCACAGCUGGAGAUGAGGCCAUUGCAAAACACCCCCGCACGACCACAGAGCUGAAGGAAUGCUGUAAAGACAUCAAGAUCUUGGGCCGAAAGGAUAUUAAGGAACUGUUACGAUGGCACAAGCUGCUGAGUCCGGAGUUUGCAAAGCCUAGCGAGGAAACAUCGGACGAUGCGCAGAAGAAGGGUGGAGCGAAGGAUGAAGAUGAGACGGAUGUGGACGAGGACAUUGUGGAGUUGAAACAGAUUGAGAAGGAAAUAGCUGCCCUGCGGGAGGAGGACGAGCGUAGCUCGAAGCGAAAGCGCAAGAAGACCAACAAGGAACGUGCGAAGCUGAACGAGAAGCUCAGUCUGAAGAUGGUGAUUAAAGGCGACGAAGGACCGACCGAGCAGGGUGAGGAUGCAAUAUUCUCGUUGAAGGACAUCGGUAACAAGCGGCAGCUGGAAAGCAUGCUCGAUCAAGCUCCGGAUAUUGUGGUGGAGGAAGAAGAAAAGCCGGCAGAUGAUGAAGGGAUAGUUAAGGGUCGGUACGUACGGUACGAUCGUGAAACGAAGGGGGAUCUGUUCGAGGACGAUAAAUUGCUUGCCGCCGGGAGUGAUAGCGAGCCGGAAACAGAUUCGGACUUCGAUGAGAAAGGGCUGGCGAUCGAAUCGGACGAGGAGGAGCUGAGCUUCGAAGAGGACGAAGACAAUGUGGAUCCUUCGGACGAUGAGGACCAGAACCCGUUGAUUAGCGAUCUGGACUAUCGCAGCAAAACCGACAAACGGUUGCAGCGCGCCCAGCUCUGGUACGAACAGGAAGCGUUCAAAAAGCACAACCUCGAAACGAACGACGAAGAGGUGGAUUACGACCUGGACAAGUUGAUCGAGUCAUACAAAAAGGCUGGAGUGAAGGUCCUGGGUGCGGAAAAGGACGCAAAGAAUAAGGAACCGCUGGGCAAGAAGGCACGUCGCCGAGCACGUCACGAUACGGACAAGAAGGACGACGAUUCGGCAGAAAACGAUACGAGCAGCAGCGAUUCGGAUUCGGACGGGGAGGAGGAACCGUUGGAAAAAAAGAUCGGCACGAUGGUACACAAAACGGUGGAAACGGUCGGUGGCAAGGAUGGCAGCGGGUUUGAGAUCGUUUCCUCGGAGAAGGUGCGCAAGGCGAAAAAAAUCAAACUAAACGAGGAAGAACUGGCGCUCGGGCAGAUGUUGAUUACGGGGAAAAAGAUGCGCCGUGAUAUCAUCGAUUCGGCCUUCAACCGGUACAUGUUUAACGACGUCAAUCUGCCCGAUUGGUUCGUGGCCGAUGAGCUAAACACCAUGAAACGGAAGCUGCCCGUACCGGAGGAUGUGGUGGACAGUUACCGCAAAUCGAAGGACGAAUUUAAUGUGCGUACGAUCAAGAAGGUGAUGGAGGCGAAGGCACGCAAGAAGCGCCAUGCGACUAAACGGUUGGAGAAGAUCAAGAAGAAGGCCGAAACGAUCAUGGAUAACGCGGACAACACAAACCAGGAGAAGAUUCGUCUGUUGAAGAAACUCUACAAAAAGGCGGACGCUAAGAAGAAGGAGGUAACGUACGUGGUGGCGAAGAAGACGGGCAUCAGUGGCAAGAAGGUGCGCCGCCCGAAGGGUGUGGAGGGCCGGUUUAAGGUGGUCGAUCCGCGCAUGAAGAAGGAUCGGCGCGCCGAUGUGGCGAAGGAAAAACGUGCCAAGAAGUUUGGCAAGGGCAAGAAUAGAGUUAAUGCGAAGGCAAAAGCUGGCAGUAAAGGCCGCAAGAAGAAGGGUCUGUAGGUUGGGUAAAUCGGCACAGCUCUGAAGCGGUUGCUUCAGAAAGAAACACAAUUAUAAAUAUUAAUAAAUCUACAUUUAAAACGACA